GAGCCCCCGCUGCUCCCCGGCGCCCGGCCGUGACGCGGCGGCGGCGGUUGUGCGGCGGUGGCGGCGGCCAUGGCCAUCUGUCAGUUCUUCCUGCAGGGCCGCUGCCGCUUCGGCGACAAGUGCUGGAACGAGCACCCCCGCGGCGGCGGGGGGCGCCACCAAGCAGGCGCUGCCAGAGGAGGAGGAGGGUGGGGCGCCGCAAACCAGAGGUACACCAACGUUAUUCAGCCGUCUGCCUUUAAGGGCAGCGCGUGGGGUGGCGGCAGAGAUCCGGGCAGAGGAUUGUUCGGCUCCUCCGAUUUGGGGUCGUCCGGCAGCGGCGGCAGGAGCGCGGACUUUUCUCAGAACAGGUUCUCCGCGUUAAGCAAUCAAAACGUCGGUGAUGGCUACAGAGAUGAAGAAGAGAGACUUCUUGAAUGUAUAGUGAAAGACAUGGAAAUUUGGGAAUCCUCAGGACAAUGGAUGUUUUCAUGUUACUCACCUAUGAAAGACAAGCCUAAUAUUACAGGCUUUCAAGAUAUCUCACCAGAAGAAUUGCGUCUGGAGUGUUAUAACUGCAGAGCAAACAAUAACACUCAGACCUAUUUAAAUUCUGUCCAGCAUUUAGCGAAAGAGUGGAAAGACAGGCUGCUGCAGUUGAAGGCUUUAAAUGCAUCGACAAAAGUAGCAUUGCUCUCUGAGUUAAAGAACGCGGUCAUGCAGCCAUUACCUUCGUUUGGAUUUGGAGGACAGCAAACAUCCAGCUUUGGGGUGUCAAGUUUUCCUGUGAGCAGCAGCAGUAACAGUGCCAGCAAUUUCUCCUUUAAAACAAGUUCCAGUCUCCUCAGUGCCUCGUCAGGAAACACCCCUGCUUUUGGGAGCUCUUCUGCUGGCUGCAGUCCUCCCGCGUUUGGUGCGAUGUCCUCCACGAGCGUUUCCCAUCCUGCUGGUUUUGGCGGCCCAUCAGCUCCCUCUGCAGCCUCCUUCUCAUUUAAGCUUUCCGAAACAACCAGCGGUUUUGGAACUUCUGGGUUUUCAGGCUUUGGCAGUUCUUCUACUAUGAACUCUUCAGGCAGCACUCCACUUCCAGCUUUUGGAGCUUUUAGUGCAGCAGCACAAGCGUCCCCCUCACAUUCAAGCAGUACUUUAUUUGGUCAGACUGCCUCUGCCUCUGCACAUAACGUAACACCGGCGCCUUCUGCACUCACAAACAGCGGUACAGCAGAUAAGUUAUUUACACCCAAGAGUGAAUUAACAGCAGAAGAGUUGAAACAGUUUGAAGCAAAAAGGUUUAUGAUGGGAAAGAUACCUCUUAAGCCACCACCACUAGAACUUUUAAAUAUUUAAGACUUGUACGUUUAUUCUGAAAUUACACAUUUUCGUAGCUGUUCCGUGACACCUCAAAUACACAAUUUUGUGAUUGAGUCAUGAAUUAAAACGCCUCUCUCUGAGAUAAAUUUUCAUUUCAUCUCAGUCUUCUGCAGUAAUAAACGCUUUAAAAU
This is a messenger RNA of Cygnus olor (mute swan), 1481 nucleotides long. RefSeq names its product nucleoporin 42 (gene NUP42). Gene Ontology annotation, cellular component: nuclear envelope. NCBI's taxonomy places the organism in Eukaryota, Metazoa, Chordata, Aves, Anseriformes, Anatidae. Bases 70 to 1326 code for a protein of 418 amino acids. The transcript has 7 exons. The record is from RefSeq and is a predicted model, not a curated record. Gene Ontology annotation, molecular function: nuclear export signal receptor activity; metal ion binding.